Molecule: messenger RNA, 1208 nt
Organism: Lolium perenne
Lineage: Eukaryota; Viridiplantae; Streptophyta; Magnoliopsida; Poales; Poaceae
Source: RefSeq, a predicted model, not a curated record
GUCACGGUUGAAUUAAAAAUUGAUAACCAUACACCAUCCAAACUAUUAUACCAAAACGACAACCAACAUCGUCACGGUUGAUUUGUGCUUCAAAGCUUCGCAGCAUGCAAAUCCCGUGGACCAAAAUUAGAACCACACCACGGAAAAUGUAUAUCAAAACAACAACGAAGUAUCGAUCACGGUAGCUUAUUUUUAAACUUUAGGAGCAGGCAGAUUUGUUGAGCAAAAUGACAACCAUACGUGCAUUUCUUGAGCUGCUGCUGCUGUACACGCUCGGCUAGCGCAUGGCUGCCGUGACGCCCUUCGACUACCUCCCUUGCUUCUCCUCCCGGCUCGCCCGGCAUGGUGGCAGCAGUGAUGAUGGCGAUGACCUUGCCCGAGUCGCUCUCAAGUCCAUCGGGUUCAUCUUUGCCACAACCAAAGCCGGCAGUGUGCUGGAUUACAAACCAUCCAUUGUGGCUGCAGCUGCAGCAGCGCCACGGCCAGCUCGACAUCCUCUACAGCCAGCUCGACAUCCUCUACAGCAAGGGUCCUCGGCGCAUGCGCCCCUGGCCGUGCUCAACCUCGCCGACUUCGACCGCGUCAUGGCGGCCAACACGCGCUCCACGGUGGCCGGCAUCAAGCAGGCCGCGCACGUCAUGGUGCCGCGCCGCAGCAGGUGCAUCCUCUGCACGGGGAGCACCACGGGCACGCUCGGCGGGGUCCCCGCGCUCCCGUAUAGCCUCUCCAAGGCCACGGUGGUGGGCGUGGUGCGGCUGGUCCCGGAGGAGCUGGCGCGCCCCGGCAUGCGCAUGAACGCAAUUUCACCGCACACCAUCGCCACGCCGCUCCUGGUCCGGUCGCUGGCGAGGGCGAACCCGGACGUCGGCGACGAGACGCUGAAGCGGAUGGUGGAGAGGGGCAUGAGCAAGCUCCAAGGGGCCGUGCUGGAGCCAGAGGACAUGGCCAGAGCCGCCGUCUACCUCGCGUCCGACGAGGCCAAGUACGUCACCGGGCAUAACCUCGUGGUGGACGGUGGCUUCGCCGUCGGGAAGCUGAUCAACGUGCGCCCGGCGAGCUGAGGGGAGCCGCAACUUCAAAAGUUAUUUCAUUGUUAGCCCGACAAACGGUGUUCGUGCCAAUACGUAACUCUCUAAAAUACUGGCAUAGACCACAGGGCGUAGGCACAAUUAAUUCCAUGCACGCCUCCCGUUUUCAGGAUCGUUUUG